Messenger RNA from Canis lupus familiaris (dog), 4069 nucleotides. It is a transcript of the gene KCTD3, whose product is annotated as potassium channel tetramerization domain containing 3. Gene Ontology annotation, biological process: protein homooligomerization. The record is from RefSeq and is a predicted model, not a curated record. The transcript is spliced from 18 exons. Lineage: Eukaryota; Metazoa; Chordata; Mammalia; Carnivora; Canidae. Gene Ontology annotation, molecular function: protein binding. Bases 617 to 2956 code for a protein of 779 amino acids.
UGUGGAUUCGCUAUGGUUUAUGACUCACCCUUCUCAGAAAUGGGACUUUGCCAGCUCUGUUGGAAGGAAGGGGUUGGUGAGGCUCAAGCUUGGUAGGAGACGAACGACGAGGUCCUUCCAGAAUAUCCCUGGGUUUCGACACCCAAGACCUGACCAGUAUUUUUUUAAACGCGGAACAGCAGCAGUGUGAGCCGGAGGCAUAAGAUGUGUCGGGUUUUAAUCCUAAACAUUCAGUCAUUUUCUAAGUGUGCUAGAGAAUGCAAUGCAAGAAACAGUAAUUCUUCAUCCCUUCCUGUUCUUUCUUUUCCCGAGCACCGGGAAGCACAACUGCUUAGCAGUGUAAGAUGGGACGUCAUCGUGCUAUCGAGAUACCCAUCUUCUGAAGGUCUAUGGCUCCCGAUGUAGGAAAUGGACUUUUCCCCCCUAAAAUCACAUGACAUUUUUGCAGGUUUGGUAAUUUCUGGAUGCAAAGAAUGGAAUAACCCACAAGAGCUGGCGUUCAGUGUUUGUUAAUGCUGAGGAGCAGCACUAUAGCCCCUUAAAAUCCCUGCACACAGCCCUAAUUUCUGUAGAUUGCUGCAAUCUUUUCAGAUUUAGUACCUCAAGACAAACUCUUAUGUGGAUUCCAGAUUCUUUUUUUUCCAGUUUGCUGAGUGGAAGAAUUUCAACACUUCGAGAUGAAACUGGUGCUAUAUUUAUUGAUCGAGAUCCAGCAGCAUUUGCACCCAUUUUAAAUUUUCUUCGGACAAAAGAACUAGACUUACGGGGAGUAAGUAUUAAUGUUCUCAGACAUGAAGCAGAAUUUUAUGGAAUCACUCCACUAGUAAGAAGGCUUCUCCUGUGUGAAGAAUUGGAGCGCUCAUCUUGCGGCAGUGUCCUUUUUCAUGGUUAUUUGCCUCCACCAGGUAUUCCCAGUCGUAAAAUAAACAACACAACUAGGUCCUCUGCUGGCUCUAGGAAUGGACUAAAUUCUACAGAAGGUGAAGCUCGGGGAAAUGGAGCCCAGCCUGCUGUCUCUGGAACCGGGGAAGAGACUGUUCGGCUAGGAUUUCCUGUGGAUCCCCGAAAGGUUCUCAUAGUAGCUGGCCAUCACAACUGGAUUGUAGCUGCAUAUGCCCAUUUUGCUGUGUGUUACAGAAUUAAAGAAUCUUCAGGAUGGCAACAAGUGUUUACAAGCCCAUAUUUGGAUUGGACUAUUGAGCGAGUAGCUUUAAAUGCAAAAGUAGUUGGAGGUCCGCAUGGAGACAAAGACAAAAUGGUUGCUGUUGCUUCAGAGAGUAGCAUCAUCUUAUGGAGCGUCCAAGAUGGAGGGAGCGGAAGUGAAAUUGGAGUGUUCAGCCUUGGCGUUCCUGUAGAUGCUCUCUUCUUUAUCGGUAACCAGUUGGUGGCUACGAGCCAUACGGGGAAAGUGGGAGUGUGGAAUGCUGUCACUCAGCACUGGCAGGUUCAAGAUGUUGUUCCUAUAACAAGUUACGACACUGCUGGUUCAUUCCUUCUACUGGGCUGUAACAAUGGAUCAAUAUAUUACAUAGAUAUGCAGAAGUUUCCUUUGCGAAUGAAGGACAAUGAUCUUCUUGUAACUGAGCUUUAUCACGAUCCUUCCAAUGAUGCCAUCACUGCGCUCAGUGUUUACCUCACACCCAAAACAAGUGUCUCUGGUAACUGGAUUGAGAUUGCCUAUGGUACGAGCUCUGGAGCAGUGCGAGUGAUCGUGCAGCACCCCGAGACCGUGGGAUCAGGCCCGCAGCUUUUUCAGACUUUCACAGUUCACCGAAGUCCUGUUACAAAAAUCAUGCUGUCCGAGAAGCACCUUGUAUCAGUGUGUGCAGAUAAUAAUCACGUCCGGACAUGGACAGUAACACGAUUCAGAGGAAUGAUCUCUACUCAGCCAGGUUCUACUCCUUUAGCAUCAUUCAAGAUAUUGUCUCUGGAGGAGACAGAAAGUCAUGGAAGCUAUUCCUCUGGAAAUGACAUAGGGCCUUUCGGAGAGCGAGAUGAUCAACAGGUGUUUAUCCAGAAAGUUGUUCCCAUUACCAACAAACUGUUCGUAAGACUCUCAUCUACUGGGAAAAGAAUCUGUGAGAUCCAGGCUGUUGACUGUACAACAAUAUCCUCAUUUACAGUGAGAGAAUGUGAGGGGUCCAGUAGGAUGGGCUCCCGGCCAAGGCGCUACUUGUUCACAGGCCAUACAAAUGGCAGCAUUCAGAUGUGGGAUCUGACCACUGCUAUGGAUAUGGUUAACAAAAGUGAAGAUAAGGAUGUAGGUGGUCCAACUGAAGAAGAGCUGCUCAAGUUACUGGAUCAGUGUGAUCUGAGCACAUCUCGCUGUGCUACUCCUAACAUCAGUCCAGCAACUUCUGUGGUUCAACACAGCCGUCUCCGUGAAUCAAAUUCUAGCCUCCAGCUCCAGCACCAUGAAGCCACCCAUGAAGCAGCGACAUACGGUUCCAUGAGGCCUUACAGAGAGAGCCCUUUAUUAGCAAGAGCGAGGAGAACUGAGAGCUUUCACAGUUACAGGGACUUCCAGACUGGUAAUGUGAACAGAAAUGUAGAAAGAGCUGUCCCUGAAAAUGGUAACUCUGGGCCAAUACAAGCAGAAGUAAAGCGGGCAACAGGGGACUGUAAUGUGUCAGAGAGAAAGUCUCCUGGAACAGAAAUGAAAAGUUUGAGAGAAUCAGAUGGUGGAUUGGAAGUGCAUAAAAUAGCUGAAGGUCUAGAAUCCAAGAAAAGGUCCUCAGAAGAAGAAAAUGAAAAUAAAGCGGAGUUGCGGAAGAAAGGGGGAUUUGAAGGAGGAGGAUUCCUGGGAAGAAAGAAAGUUCCCUACCUGGCGUCAUCACCGAGUACUUCUGACGGAGGGACGGACUCACCCGGUACUGCAUCCCCAUCUCCUACGAAGACCACUCCAUCUCCUCGGCAUAAAAAAAGCGAUUCUUCAGGUCAAGAGUACAGUUUGUGAAAACUCACCAAAAUAAUAAAUAAUUGUUUGUUAAUUUAGAUGAAAGUUCAUAACUUUACUGGAUUUCAGUACAUUAGCUUUUACACCAAAACUUGACAAAUUUAAACUGGAGUUCAUGGAGUCUCUUUUUAACAGAAUUGCCUGGAGUAAGGAGAGAAAACAAUUUUAUCUCUUUUGACCUUUUGGAAAGUUUUUGAUUCUUUUUUUUUUCUUACAAGUGCAUUUAACAGAUCAUUUGUAAAGCAAGAGUCCAUUUCAGUGUUUAGCUACUCUGGAUUUUGGAAGCAAAGUACCAAGUCUUAAUAAGAUGAGCGUCUUUAAAGGCAUAGGGACCAACAGAUUGUGUUCCUAAUCUUGGUUAUGCUUGAGAUUUGUCUCGCAUUGUUAUGUUAAGUGAAUCACAUUAAAUCUCUUUGGAUAGUCUCCCAACACUUCUUAUGAUUGCCACGUGUUUACCAGGUAAUUUAAUGAGGUGCUAUGUUUGUGAAAAAAUACCGAAUUCAAAAACACUAUUGAUGUUGAACAGCAGAUUACACUGUGUAGUAAGCAGUCCCUUUGGUGUUUUUUUCAAAUCUUCGGUCAUUUUCUGAUUCUCAUUCUUGGAGUUCUUAAAUCUUAGCAAGUGUCACCAACAUUAAAUACUCAAAGUCCAUUUAAACUUUCUUUAAGGUUGGAGUAAUUGUCUGUGUUUGAACAGAUGAAAUAAAAAUAAUAAUCAAGGCUAGAGCUUUGAGUGUCCAGAAGGAAAACUGUACUAAUUGUCUGUCUUGUUUUAUUUAGGGGCCACCAUGCCCACCCCGCCCCCCGCUGCCGUUAAUAACGAAGAUUAUUAAGUAUGAAUGUGGCCAUUUUGUUAAGUUUUUGAGACUGCAGUUCUCAACUUUUGGUUAAAGGUUUUGGCUGCUGUACAAAUGUUAUUUUAAGAUAUAUUUCGAAUUGUGACAACAAACAUUUUUUGUACUUUUUUUUCAUUGGAAUAAUUUUCAAGUUUCUGCAAAUAGGACAACUGUAAAUUUAAAGCAUUAAGCAUUUAUUGGUGGAUAAUGUAUAUAUUCCCCUUCCAAGAAAUGUAAGUGAGUGAAAUUGAAAUAAAUUCUUUAAAAGUUUACUAUA